Molecule: messenger RNA, 2739 nt
Organism: Puccinia graminis f. sp. tritici CRL 75-36-700-3
Lineage: Eukaryota; Fungi; Basidiomycota; Pucciniomycetes; Pucciniales; Pucciniaceae
Exons: 10
Coding region: 179-2353 (724 amino acids)
Biological process (GO): methionyl-tRNA aminoacylation
Cellular component (GO): cytosol; aminoacyl-tRNA synthetase multienzyme complex
Molecular function (GO): methionine-tRNA ligase activity; ATP binding
Source: RefSeq, a predicted model, not a curated record
GCAUGCGCUGCGCAGCACCGGCUGCCGCUGCUCCGUCUCCGGGGAAGGUGGCACAGCAAUUGUGGAAAGUCCAAUCCCGUUUCAACGACGGACCAGCAGGAUUCCAAAAACCAACAAACAGCACAAGCUUCCAAGGACCUGAGCAUCGAGCCGUGAAAGAAGAAACGAACAAGAACCAAUGACAAUGGUGACCGAGUCUCCUGGCCGAAGGAAAAUUCGGGAGGAAGUCGAGCUGAGCCCACAAGUGACGAAUGCUGAAGGCAAGAUCGUGCCAUUAUCCGACCGGCCCAACAUCUUGAUCACUUCGGCCCUACCAUAUGUGAACAAUGCACCUCAUCUGGGCAAUAUCAUCGGCUCGACCCUCUCGGCCGAUGUGUUUGCAAGAUACAGUAGGACCGGCCCGGUGGUCGCCCAAGUCUUGUAUAUCUGCGGGACCGACGAGUAUGGGACAACAACGGAAACUAAGGCUCUCGAGGAAGGGAUGACUCCCAGCGAUUUGUGUGAUAAGUAUCAUCAGAUCCAUAAAGAUAGCUACCAGUGGUUUGAUAUUGGAUUCGAUCAUUUUGGUCGUACAACGACUCCAAAGCAAACAGAAAUUUGCCAGGAAAUCUUCACUGCAUUGUACGACAAUGGUCAUCUCACCGAACACGAAAUUGAACAAGUGUACUGCGAAAAAGAUGCCAGGUUCUUAGCGGAUCGGUUUGUGGAAGGGACAUGUCCGAAGUGUGGUUCUUCUGGUGCACGAGGAGACCAGUGUGAUACGUGUUGUCAAACGCUAGAUGCGAUCGAGCUGAUCGACAAGAAAUGCAAGAUCUGCUCCUCGACGCCGAUCUCGAAGAAAUCCAAACAUCUGUUCAUCGAUCUACCCAAGCUCCAGAAGCAGAUAGAGAGCUGGUAUAACUCGGCUAAGGAGGGUCAUCAUUGGUCCUCAAACGGGAAAGCUUUCACCGAGGCCUGGUUGAGAGACGGGCUGCGCGAACGAUGUCUGACUAGGGAUCUCAAAUGGGGCGUACCUGUGCCAAUCAAGGGUUGGGAAGACAAGGUGAUGUAUGUUUGGUUUGAUGCGCCAAUUGGUUAUCCAAGUAUCACAGCAAACUACUCCAAUGAUUGGGAGAAGUGGUGGAAGAACCCUAAGGAGGUCACUUUGUAUCAGUUCAUGGGAAAAGAUAACGUCCCCUUUCAUACGAUUCUAUUUCCGGCUUAUCUUAUGGGCACCGGCCAGGAAUGGACUAUGCUUAAUCACAUCAGUACAACCGAGUACCUACAAUACGAAAAUGUGAAGUUUUCAAAGUCGAACAAUGUGGGAGUAUUUGGACAAAAUGCGAGGGAGACUCAGGUUCCGUCUGAGGUGUGGAGGUAUUUCCUGAUCUCGACUCGACCGGAGACCAAUGACUCGCAAUUCACCUGGACGGAUUUUAUCUCCAAAGCGAAUUCGGAACUCUUGAACAAUCUCGGCAACUUUGUCAAUCGGAUCGUCAAGUUCUGUAAUGCCCGAUACCAUUCCAUCGUCCCUGAUCCGCUCUCCUGGCCAGUUGUCGGCCCACCCACUCAAUCCGAAUCAGCAUCGAAAGAGGAUGAAUCAUCAUCUACUACGUCUACUCAGAUUACUAGUCGGGAGUCCUUCGAUGAAGAGGACCAAGCCUUCGUAGGGGAUAUCAACGGUUUACUGACUCAGUAUAUCGAAUCUAUGGAGUCACUCAAGCUCAGACAGGCAUUGUCGAUCGUGAUGGCCAUAUCCGCCCGAGGGAACCAAUAUCUGCAGGAGAACAAGAUUGACUAUAGUCUCCUACUGGCCUCUCCCCGCCGAUGUGCACAGAUCGUGCUUGUCAGUCUGAACCUGGUCUACCUGCUCUCGGUGCUGGUCUAUCCGUCGAUGCCCAGCACGAGUGAGCUGAUCUUGAAGCAGCUGAAUGCGCCGAAGCGGCGACUCAGUCGGACGUUCGGCAUCGAUCUCCUGCCUGGCCACACGAUCGGGGAUGCGAUCUAUCUGUUCCGGAAGAUCGACCCGGACCGGGCGGCGUUCUGGCGCAAACAGUAUGGCGGCUCCAAGCCGUCUGGCGAUCCUGCAGUUGUGGAGUCGCCGGGCGAGAGCAAGAAGGCCAAGAAGAAGGCAGCCCAUGGCGGCAAGAGCAAGGGCACCACGCCUGCUGGACCGCUCUUUUCGGGGCCCAAGCCCCCGGAGAUGGUCGAGAUCGAGCUGGCUAUCGUCGCUCAGGGUGAACGGGUACGUCAGCUCAAGGCGGGCUCGAUGGAGGGCGAGGUGGGAAUGGAGGUCUCGAAACUGCUCGGAUUGAAGAAGGACUUGGCUUCGCUGAUCGAGCAACUCUCAAAAACUUCGCUCGCUCCUAGCUAGUCGUCUUGCUCGAUAACCCGCCUAUUCAUCUCUCUCUCAAGAUUCCCUUUCUCCCCCAAUCAUGCAUCUUGUUUAUCUUUUUUUUUGUUGGCUUCUUGCACAUUGCUCGAAUCGUGAAUGUCUAUCUCUAUACGAUUGAAACAUUCAUCUUUCUAUAAAAACCUGUCUCUAAUUCUUUCUCAUUCUCUCGCACCUCUCUUUGAGAAAAUAUUGUUUCUAGUGAGAGUCACUUUCUUUUAGAUUUUUUUUUUUUUUUGUUCGGUCUUCUCAACCUUUCCCAUUUUUUUUCUAUUGAAUAAUGAAUAUCCCAUGAUGAAUAUUCUUGUUUAUCUCUCUCUCUCUCUCUGUUUUUUUUGGAAGCAUGAAGCAAGUGAUGAUGAAGGAAG